CAAUAUUAGCAUUAGCCGAUCAAAGAGCGAGCAUGUUGUCGUGUUAACUAGUUGUGUGUGUGUGUGUGCAGUCACGCAUGAAACACCGCGUGUGUGUUUUUUAAAGUGUCCAUUAAACAGACGUGUUUACGGAACGCAGGCUCGUCUCGUCGUAUUCUCGGUUUGUAAUAUUUUGUUUUAGCUGUUCUGUGUUUUGUGUGUUUUUUUUGCAAACUCGAGCGGACCGUUGGCUAACAAAACAAGGCAUUACGGUAACGGUUCUUUUUUAAAUGUAUAUCUAUAUAUUGGCAUUACACCUGUUGUCGGUAUGCAUUUAUAAUUUGCAAAGAGUGCAAGUACAAAGUACACGGUGAAAUCAAACCGUCUGCAGUGGCAGCAUCUGCUCAUCACAGGCCCACGGGAUGGCUGCUGCGGGACCUGCAGCCGGACCGAGCACCUCCAAAACAGAUGUAGACAUCUACAGCGACCUGAACCAGAACGAUGAGGAUUUGGACAGAAUCGCUGAAGCAAAUGAACUUUUUGAUGCCGUUCUAACGGGUUCAGUUAAUCAAGACAAGAAGAUCUCUGCUAAUGUGGCUGCUUCUAAGAAGACACCAGCUAAAGAGGAGAAGAAAACAACAGAAGUGAAAACCCUGAAAGGAGGACACUCGUUUAGGAAACUGUCGUUAUAUAUUGGAAACUUUCCCUGGUGGACAUCUGACAAGGACCUGGUGGGCAUGGCCCAGACGCUGGGCGUGAGGGACAUCGCAGAGAUCAAAUUUGCUGAGAACAAAGCUAACGGCCAGUCCAGAGGCUAUGCAGAGGUGGUGGUAACGUCGGAGGAGUCGCUAAAAAUAUUGUUGGAGAAAAUACCUCGGUGUGAAGUCAACGGUGAGAGGGUGGACUGUCGCUUCGCCACUCGCCAGAACCUCAAUGUUUUUGAGGAAAUAGCAAAUAAACGUAUACCCCUACGUGUCAGCUCCAAAGAUACCAAGGAACCAGAGUCCACUGAUAAGAUUCCCUCAUUACUAUCGCAGAAGCCCAGCCCUCCCCCGAUUCCUCCACUUCUCCCCUCGCAUCCACUUGCAAACAGGUUUCCUUCAUUACCCGGCCCGUGUCUCGGGCAGCCGCCUCCGCUGUUUCCACAUUUUUCACCGACGAUCCCUCCGCCGAUGCCACCGAGUUUGUUCCCGUCUCAUCCCGGCCAAGUCCCCAGCCAGCCGUCUCCAAGCCUGCACAUCAAUCCUGCUUUCUUCACAGCACACGACGGGCACAGCAGCAAAGCUUACAGUCAGCAGAAACCCACGUCUCGAGGUGCAGACGGAGAUUUCGAGGAGCUAAUGAACAGAAAUAAAGCUAUUACCAGCAGUGCCAUCACCAAGGCCGUGUCUGGAGCAACAGCUGGAGACAUGCGGGUUGCCAUGGAGACGUUACUAACAGCCAUCGCCAUCAUUAAGCAGUCCAGGGUGUACGGAGACGAACGCUGCCAAGCCCUGGUCACCUCACUCAAAGACUGUCUGGUCUCCAUCCAGGGCAACUACGGCUACAGGACUAACAGUCGCUCUGGGGAAAAGGAACGAGACCGGGACAGGAGUCGUGACAGAGACCGAGAACGUGAGCGAGAGCGAGAGAGGGACCGCGACAGGGACCGCGAGCGAGAUCGCGACAGAGAUCGCGAGAGAGACCGUGAGAGAGAACGUGACAGAGAAGAUGCUUAUAGCUGGGAAGGUGUGGGAAUGUCCCGGCGACACAGAGAACACUCCUGGACUGACGAGAGAGACAAGGAGCGCUCGAGAGAACGAGAACGGCACAGAGAUCAUAGAGACCGGUACCGCUGACCCGGUCGGGGGAGUUACUGACCGGACAGGACCAAGUUGUAAAAAAUCUGGAGGAAUCUAAGGUGAAGCUGAAGAUAUGCAUCUCCAAACGUUUAAAGUGUACUGUUUUGGUUCUCCAGUCACAUGUUGAUCCUGGGACUUUAACUUGUUUUAGUCAAAAAAAAGUGGCUGUAGAUUUUUUUGCUGAGAUGUACAUUUGAAAGCUUGCAUGCACGGUUACACCUCCUAAUAACUUAUGUAAUAGUGUGAUGUUUUCACUUUCUUUUAUAUUAAAUCCACAGAUUAAAAAGCAUUCCCUGAAAAUAGGA
This is a messenger RNA of Stegastes partitus (bicolor damselfish), 2125 nucleotides long. Its product is annotated as cleavage and polyadenylation specificity factor subunit 7. The record is from RefSeq and is a predicted model, not a curated record. Gene Ontology annotation, molecular function: RNA binding. The transcript has 9 exons. The coding region runs from base 402 to 1817 and encodes 471 amino acids. Lineage: Eukaryota; Metazoa; Chordata; Actinopteri; Pomacentridae.